AUGGAAAAAACCAACGUUCUUGUUGUGGGGAAUGGUGGCCGUGAACACGCUCUUGUGUGGAAACUGGCCCAAUCUCCUUUGGUGAAAGAAAUCUUUGUUGCUCCAGGUAAUGGUGGAUUUACCCAACUUGAGAACGUGACCAGUGUGGCUAUUGGCUCUUCUCCAGCCGACUUUGACAAGUUGGUGGAGUUUGCCUUGAAGAACGAUGUUGGUCUUGUUAUCCCUGGUCCUGAACAGCCUUUGGUUGAUGGAAUUUCCACCUGGUUUCAAAAGGCAGGCAUUCCUGUCUUUGGACCUAGUGCUAAAGCUGCCAGAAUGGAGGGUUCCAAGUCUUUCUCCAAAGACUUUAUGAAGGCCCACAACAUUCCCACCGCCGCCUACGAGUCGUUCACCGAUUACGAAAAGGCCAAGAAGUACAUUGAUGAGUCCAACUACAACUUGGUUAUCAAGGCUUCUGGAACAGCUGCAGGAAAGGGCGUCUUAAUCCCUGCUAAUAAAAAGGAGGCCCAUGAAGCCAUCAAGGAGAUCAUGGUGGAUAGAAAGUUUGGCUCUGCUGGAGACGAAGUUGUCAUUGAGGAAUUCCUUGAAGGUGACGAGCUCUCCAUCUUGUGUUUGAGUGAUGGAUACUCUUUCUUUGACCUUCCUCCUGCACAGGACCACAAGCGGAUUGGCAACAACGACACUGGUCUCAACACGGGUGGAAUGGGUGCUUACUCGCCUGCUCCAAUUGGAACUCCUGCUUUGUUGGAGAAGAUCAGAAAAACUGUCUUGAAGCCAACCAUCGACGGUAUGAGAAAAGACGGCUAUCCAAUGGUUGGAUGUCUGUUUGUGGGAAUAAUGGUCACUCCUGCUGGAGAGCCAAAGGUUCUCGAGUACAACGUCCGUUUCGGAGACCCAGAGACCCAGACCGUGUUGCCAUUGCUGAAGUCUGAUCUUUUGGAGAUCAUGUUGGCUACCGUGGAACACCGUUUGGACAGUGUCGACUGCCAAAUCUACAACAACAAGUUCAGCACUACUGUGGUGAUGUCUGCUGGUGGUUACCCAGACGCUUAUAGAAAAGGUGACGAGAUUACCGUCAAAGAGCCGUUGCCUGCAGACACGUUCAUUUUCCACGCUGGAACCAAACUUGUUGACGGCAAGGUUGUGACCGCUGGUGGUCGUGUCAUUGCUGCUACUGCUGUGGCCGACAGUUUGAAAGAUGCUGUCAAGAAGGCAUACGUUGGUGUUGAUCACGUGACCUUCAAGGACAAGUACAACCGUACAGACAUCGCACACCGUGCGUUCAGAGAGGAUAGAUCGCAGAGCAAGGUUUCCAUCACAUAUGAGGACUCUGGAGUUUCUGUCGAUUCCGGUAACAAGCUCGUUGAGCAGAUCAAACAGAGCGUCAGAUCUACCAAGAGACCGGGAGCAGACUCCGAGAUUGGAGGAUUCGGAGGUCUUUUCGACCUCAAGCAGGCGGGAUACACUGACAUCAACAAUACUUUGCUUGUUGCUGCCACCGAUGGUGUUGGAACUAAGCUGAGGGUGGCCCAGAUUAUGGACAUUCACAACACCGUUGGAAUUGACCUGGUUGCCAUGAAUGUCAACGAUUUGGUUGUUCAAGGAGCUGAGCCAUUGAUGUUCUUGGACUACUUUGCAACUGCACACCUUGACAUCAAGGUUGCUGCUGCAUUCGUGGAAGGAGUUGCCAAUGGUUGCAAAUUGUCUGGCUGUGCACUUGUUGGAGGAGAGACCAGUGAGAUGCCAGGAAUGUACGCUCCAGGUCAUUACGACACCAACGGAACUGCUGUUGGAGCUGUGAUCAAGAAGGAUAUUCUGCCAAAGGUUGACGAAAUGAAGGCCGGUGACAUUCUUCUUGGUAUUGGGUCUGACGGUGUUCAUUCCAACGGAUUCUCGCUGAUCAGAAAGAUCAUCGACACCACGGACUACAAAUACACCGACCCUGCUCCAUGGAAGCCAGAGUCUACCAUUGGAGAGGAGAUUUUGAUUCCUACCAGAAUUUACGUCAAGCAGCUGCUACCUGCUACCAAACAGGGAUUGAUUCUCGGAUUGGCCCACAUCACCGGUGGUGGAUUGAUUGAAAACAUCCCAAGAGCCCUGCCAGACACUCUGAGCGCUGUUUUGGAUAUGAACCAAUGGGAGGUGCCCGAGAUCUUCAAAUGGCUUGGAAAGACCGGCGGAGUGCCAAUCCCCGACAUUCUCAAGACUUUGAACUUGGGUAUUGGUAUGGUGGCCAUUGUCAAGCCAGAGAAUGCCGACAAGGUCACCCAAAUACUUCGCGAAGCUGGAGAGAAGGUCUACACCAUUGGUAAACUUGUUGAGCGCAAACAACUUCCAGGCUGUGUUGUUAACAACACGCACGGCUUAUACUAA
Molecule: messenger RNA, 2373 nt
Organism: Ogataea philodendri
Lineage: Eukaryota; Fungi; Ascomycota; Pichiomycetes; Pichiales; Pichiaceae
Exons: 1
Coding region: 1-2373 (790 amino acids)
Biological process (GO): adenine biosynthetic process; 'de novo' IMP biosynthetic process
Cellular component (GO): cytosol
Molecular function (GO): metal ion binding; phosphoribosylformylglycinamidine cyclo-ligase activity; phosphoribosylamine-glycine ligase activity
Source: RefSeq, a predicted model, not a curated record